CUGAAUUUUUUAUUGUUUAAAAAAUAAAUUAUUAUUAAACAAAAAUUACACAUUAUGAAUCAUUCAACAUCACAGAUUGCUGCCGUUACAUUUAAAUUGUUUGGUGAAAAUGAAGCCAAAAAACUAAGCGUAUUACCAAUUACAAAUGUUCAUGUAUUUGAUCCACUUGGACAUCCAUUAGAUAAUAGUCUUGCCGAUACUAGUUUAGGACCAUUGAAACGUAAUGAUUUCUGUAAAACAUGUGGCCUAACCGAUUCCGAAUGUCUUGGUCAUUUUGGCCAUAUUCAACUUCCAUUGCCAGUGUUCAAUCCAUUUCUAUUGAAACAUGUUUUUCAGGUGUUGAAAAUGUUCUGUUUCAAUUGCCAUCGAUUAUUAUUCACACCGUUCAAUGUAGAAAUAUAUAUCGCUCAAUUACGUGCAUUAGAUCUUGGUUUGGAUUAUAUUCUUGAUGAUAUCUUACAAUAUGCCAAUGAUAUUUCACAAUCAACCAAAGGUUUUGAUUGGAGUUCAUUUGAAGGAAAAACAUUUUUACGUACAAAAUUAACCACAUUGAUCAAUUCAGAAUGUCGAAAUCAAAAGAAAAAAAAUUCAAUGAAAACAAAUGACAAACCUAUGGAUGAUAAUGAUAAUGAUGAUGAUGAUGGUAUUGUUCAAUUAGAAUCGGUUGAAAUAAUUAAUUCAAAAAAUGUGAUUGAAAAAAAACAACAUUUAUUCAAAGAUCUAAUCAGUAUGAAAAUGAUAAAACCAACUAAAGUUUGUAUGAAUUGUAAUUCAAAAAAACGUGGCCUUAAUGUUAUUAAUAAAUCAUCGAUAGUCAUGACUACUGGUAUACGUUCGAAAAAUGUAAAUGAUAUGGAUGAAACUAUAGGUAUUGAGAAUCGAACAUCAAUGGCAAUAGAGAUGAAAGGAAAAUCAUAUUUAACACCAGUACAAGCACGUGAACAUUUACGAAAAUUAUGGCUAAAUGAAAAAGAUGUACUAAUACGAUUAUUUCCAUUUUUAAAUAUUGAUUUCAAUCCAGAUAAUGCAAUAUCAAAUGAUGAAUGUGAAUGUCCAAUGGAUGUAUUUUUCUGGGAAACAAUCAUUGUCACACCGAAUCGUUUUCGACCAUUAAAACAUAUGAAUGGAAAAUCAUUUGAACAUCAUCAAACGGCAGCACUUGGUGAUCUUAUGUUGGUGGCUAAAUCAUUGGAAAUUGCAUUGGAAAAUGCUAAAAAAACUAAUGGUGAUAAUAAUAUUGAACGUUUCUAUCGAAAAUGGUUACGGCUACAGAUUCUUUGUAAUCGUAUCUAUGAUAUUGGUAUGGAUAAUUUACCGGAUAAAAAAUCUUUAGGAGUGAAACAAAUUCUUGAGAAAAAAGAAGGCCUUAUGCGUAAAAAUAUGAUGGGUAAACGUGUUAAUUUUGCUGCUCGUUCUGUGAUAUCACCUGAUCCAUAUAUAAUGGCCGAUGAAAUUGGUGUACCAUUGGUUUUUGCUACAAGAUUAUCAUAUCCACAACCGGUAACCGAUUGGAAUGUCAAACAAUUACAAGAAAUGAUUAUUAAUGGACCAAAUCAACAUCCAGGAGCAUUAUCCAUUACAUAUGAAGAUGGCUAUACUGUACGUUUGAAACCGGAUGAUAUAAAUCAACGUCGUUCAAUAGCUGCCACAUUACAACCAUCAUCAUUUCAUCAUAAUCAAGCAAUGCAAGGUGUUAAAAUUGUUAAUCGUCAUCUAAUAUCGGGUGAUGUUCUUCUUCUUAAUCGUCAACCAACAUUGCAUAAACCAUCGAUUAUGGCACAUCGUGCACAUGUAUUGCCCAAAGAAAAAACAUUACGGCUACAUUAUGCUAAUUGUAAAUGUUAUAACGCUGAUUUUGAUGGCGAUGAAAUGAAUGCACAUUUUCCACAAUCCGAAUUGGCACGUUCUGAAGCCUAUAAUAUUGCAUCGGUUAAUUAUCAAUUUCUUGUACCAAAAGAUGGAUCACCGUUGUCCGGUCUUAUACAAGAUCAUAUCGUUGCUGGCGUAUUAUUGUCAACACGUGGUAGAUUUUUCAAUAAAAAAGAUUAUCAAGAACUUAUAUAUGGUGCAUUAUCAUUUUUAACGAAUAAAUCAAUCAAAUUUCUUCCACCAACCAUCCUGAAACCAGAAUGUCUAUGGUCAGGAAAACAAAUCAUUUCGACAUUAUUGUUGAACAUUAUACCGGCGAAUAAACCAUUACCAACAUUUCAAAUUGAAUGUAAAGUUUCGACUAAAUUAUUGAUUUCAGAAAAACCAAGACCCUGGACUGUUGGUGGUCCAUUAGGUGAAAAAGAUAUGUGCGAAAGUCAAGUAAUCUUUCAUCAUGGUGAAUUAUUAUGCGGUAUCAUGGAUAAAGUAAGCUUUGGUGCAAAUAAAAAUGGUCUAAUUCAUGUCUGUUAUGAAUUGUAUGGUGGUGAUAUCCAUUCACGUCUGUUGACGGCUAUUGCACGUCUUUGUACCAAUUAUCUUCAAUCAUAUCAUGGAUUUACAUUAGGCAUACACGAUAUAUUGGUCAAAUCGAAACCGGAUUCAAAACGGAAAAAAAUAAUUCGUACAUCAAAAUCUUUAGGUAUGAAUGCUAUUGGUGAAGCUUUUCAAAUACCAUUCGAUAGUGAUGAUAAUAUGGUCAUGUCAAAAUUUCGUGAAGCACAUACAGCACGUGAUAAUGAUUUUAUGAUGAAACAAUUGGAUGCUGCUUAUAAAUCACAAACAGAUUCACUCAAUAAUCAGAUUACACAGAUUUGUAUGCCUAAAGGAUUGGUGAAAAGUUUUCCAGCCAAUAAUCUACAAAUGAUGAUUCAAACUGGUGCUAAAGGUGGUUCAGUGAAUGCUAUCCAGAUUUCCUGUUUACUUGGCCAAAUUGAAUUGGAAGGUCGCCGAAUACCGUUGAUGAUGUCUGGCCGUACUUUGCCAUCAUUUCGGCCAUAUGAAACACAACCACGUGCCGGUGGUUUUGUUACCGGACGCUUUCUUUCUGGUAUUCGACCACAAGAAUUUUUUUUCCAUUGUAUGGCUGGUCGUGAAGGUUUGAUUGAUACGGCUGUAAAAACUUCUAGAUCUGGUUAUCUUCAACGUUGUCUUAUUAAACAUCUGGAAGGAUUGAUUGUCAAUUAUGAUCUUACUGUACGUGAUUCUGAAGGAUCAGUUAUACAAUGGCUUUAUGGUGAAGAUGGUUUGGAUAUUCUUAAAUCACAAUCAUUGAAAACAUUUUUUCCAACUAUAUUGAAUAAUCGUGAAGCAUUGAAAGCAAGUAAAGAUGAAAUAAAAAAAUUAACAUUGAUUCGUAAUCCAAAUUUGAUGAAACAAAUUCAACGUGUAAGAAAAUUUCAAAAAUCAAAUACAAAAUCGACAAAAAUAUCAUCAUCAUUAUCACCAUUUUUAAUGUUUGAACAAGAAAAAUGUCAAAAUAAUUCAUCCAUUACAAAAGAUGAAUUGAAAAAAAUGUGGUAUGAUCAAGAUGACAAACAACGACUGUUAUCGAUAAAGACUAUAAUGAAACCAAUUGAUCCAUUGAUACCAGAAUAUCGACCAGAUUUAAAUCUUGGUGCUACAAGUGAAAUGUUGGAUAAAAUUGUUAAUGAUUAUGUUUAUACUGAUUUAAAAAAUCAAUCAAAAAAUGUUGUUAAUGAAUUCCGUCAAACAGUCAAUGUUUGUUAUAUGCGAUCAUUAUGUUCACCAGGUGAAGCUGUAGGCCUGUUAGCAGCACAAUCGAUUGGUGAACCAUCCACCCAGAUGACAUUGAAUACAUUUCAUUUUGCUGGUCGUGGUGAAAUGAACGUAACUUUGGGUGUUCCACGUCUUCGUGAAUUAUUGGUUACGGCAUCCAGUAAUAUUUCUACACCAAGUAUGGAUAUACCGUUUCGUACGGAUAUUGAUGCCAAUGUGAAUAUUGAAGAAGAAGCAGAAAAUGUACGUUUACGUUUGAAUGCUGUACGAUUGAAAGAUGUACUUGAAUUUGUUGAUAUUAAUGAACAUAUUGAAGUUGGUUCAUCAAAUUCUUUCGGUGAUCGAUCACGUAUUUAUACUAUCCGUUUUGGAUUCUUACCGAAAUCCUAUUAUAAACGACGAUAUUUUACAACACCAUCGAAAAUUUUACAUUAUGUUGAAACGACAUUUAUUCGACAUUUUAUUGAUGCUUUAAAUCGUCGAUUACGUUUAUUGACACAAUCUAGUGGAUUAUUUGAUACGAAAAAUACACGUUUGCGAUCAUCAAUAGGCCAGAUGAAAAAGAAAACAAUCAUUGAUGGUGAUGAAGAAGAAAUGAUGCAACAAGAAAAUGAUGAAAAUGGUGGUAGUGACGAUGGUAAUAAUAAUGAUAAUGAUGAUUCGAAGAAAAAGAAACCAUUACUUGAUGAUGAUAAUGAUGAUGAAGAUGAAGAUUUUGAUGAUUAUGAUGUUGAUGAAGGUGAAGGUGAUACUGUAGCAAUGAGACAACGUUCACGUUUAAAUCAAGAACAAGAAUAUGAAGAACCUGAUCAAGAAGAAAUUGAAGAUCAAGAUGAUGAUAUUGAUGAUAUUAAUGAUGAUGAGCAUAAAUCACAAUUAUUUAAUGAUAAUGAUAAUCAAUAUGCCGAUAUUCUUUAUAAUCUUGUACAUAAUCCGAUAAUUAAAUCUGAACAAAUUGAUGAUGAUGAUGAUGUUACAGCUGAAAAAAAUGUAUCAUUACGUGAACAUAGAUUAGCUGAAAAACAAAAAAAUCUUGAAGCAAUGGCUGAAGAACGAAAAAAACGUGUACUGAACAAAUCACCCGGUUGUAUAAUGGAUUAUUCAUUCGAUACUAGUCGUGAACUUUGGUGUGAAUUUCAAUUGAAAUUUCCACUAAUAUCGGCUAAAUUAGAUCUACGAACCAUUGUUGAAGAGGAAGCAUUCCGAGCUUUCAUACAUCGUGUCGGCCGUAUUGAUCGAGCAUUUUUGGUCAAAGAUAAUGAUGCAGCACAGAAAGGUCAAUCGUUUUGUAAAUUGAUCAAAACCGAAGGUGUGUCCGUACCACAAGUAGUGGAAUUUGAACGUUUCCUUGAUUUACGUCGAAUCUAUACGAAUGAUAUGCAUGCUGUUGCACGUACAUAUGGAAUUGAAGCAGCACGUGCUGCUCUUAUACGUGAAAUUAAAAAUGUUUUCGCCGUAUAUGGUAUAUCGGUAGAUGGUAGACAUUUAUCGUUGAUUGCCGAUCAUAUGACAUUUACCGGUACCAUUAAGGGUAUGAAUCGUGGAGCAAUGGAUGGAAUUUCACCACUUCAAGCAAUGACAUUUGAAACGACUACAAAUUUUCUUAAAAAUUCUCUACUUUUAGGCUUAAAAGAUGAUUUACAAUCACCAUCAUCACGAUUAGUAAUAGGACGUCCAACAGUGGUCGGUACUGGUUUGUUUGAAACACGACUCAAACCGAAAAUGGUUUCCGAAAUGAUCAAACCGGAUCUACGUUUAAGUACAUCGUUACAACGUCAUCAUACAUCGACAUCAUUCCUUGGCCAACCAUCAACAUCACGAUCAUUGUUUGAUCGCUUCUCGAAUGUCGAUAAUAGGCAAUCAUCAUCAUUCUUAUCACCUUCGAUGUUUUCACCAAAUCUAUUCAGUACAGCCCGGAAAGAUAAAUCCAACAAAAAUCGAAAACGAUCUAAACCUGAUGUCAGUAAUGAUGAUGAAGAUAAUAAUGGUGAUAAAACUGGAAGUUCCAUUUCCAUUAAAAAAGAAAUUAAUUCCGAUGUUGAAGAGUCUGUAACACCACCAGCCACAAAAAAGGUGAGAAAAUCUAAAAAAUUGCUUAUAAAAUCUGAAUUUGAUGAUUGAUGAUAAUGCGAAACUAAAAAAAAUGUGCAAAAACAAUUUUCCAAUA
Dermatophagoides farinae (American house dust mite) is the source of this 5833-nucleotide messenger RNA. RefSeq names its product RNA polymerase I subunit RpI1 (gene Polr1A). Lineage: Eukaryota; Metazoa; Arthropoda; Arachnida; Sarcoptiformes; Pyroglyphidae. The record is from RefSeq and is a predicted model, not a curated record. Gene Ontology annotation, biological process: DNA-templated transcription. Gene Ontology annotation, cellular component: RNA polymerase I complex. Gene Ontology annotation, molecular function: DNA binding.